AAGUCAGUUCCCAACUGCGAGUCAGAGAGUAUGCGCACCUACAUCCUUGUCACAUUGUUCGCCGUAGUGGCCGUGGCAGCUGCACAGGGCCCAGGCGGUGGACGCGGCGGUCCAGGUGGUCCUGGUGGUCGCGGCGGUCCCGGUGGCGCUCGUGGCCCGGGUGGUCCCGGUGGUCGCGGUCCAGGUGGUCCUGGAGGUCCUCCUGGUCGCGGUCCAGGCGGUCCAGGCGGUCCAGGCGGACCUGGAGGUCCUCCUGGUCGCGGUCCAGGCGGUCCAGGCGGUCCAGGCGGACCUGGAGGUCCUCCUGGUCGCGGUCCAGGCGGUCCAGGCGGACAUGGUGGACACGGCGGGCAUGGCGGACACAAGCGUACCACCACCACCGAGAGCAGCACAUCCACUGGCACUGAUAGCACCACUGUGGCUAGCACCACUCUGGCCAGCACCACGGAGGCGAGCACUACAGUCGCCAGCACAACCGAGGCAAGCACCACAGUCGCCAGCACCACUGUGGCCAGCACCACCGAGGCAAGCACCACAGUCGCCAGCACCACCCUGGCCAGCACCACGGAGGCGAGCACCACGGAGGCCAGCACCACAAUCGCCAGUACCGCAGCUGACAGCACCACCGAAAGCAGCACCGCGAGCCCAACCACCGGUUAAGCUGCUUCUUUCUCAUCUUUGGCACUUUUGAAAAUGUAUUUGAAUAAACGCAUAAAAAUUCUUAUGUAAAAA
Drosophila virilis is the source of this 732-nucleotide messenger RNA. NCBI's taxonomy places the organism in Eukaryota, Metazoa, Arthropoda, Insecta, Diptera, Drosophilidae. The record is from RefSeq and is a predicted model, not a curated record.